Molecule: messenger RNA, 193 nt
Organism: Cetraspora pellucida
Lineage: Eukaryota; Fungi; Glomeromycota; Glomeromycetes; Diversisporales; Gigasporaceae
Source: the annotation of a GenBank genome assembly
AGAGUCCACAAUGGAUGACUGGAAGACACUUACUAUACAGCUUGCUAAUUCACCUAGAGUAGAUAAUAGUGAAUUUUUAGAUGCAACACAUAUUCUACCUCAGAAGACUGACAUAGAUAAGGUUAAUUUUAAUAAACUAAGAGCAUUAAACUGUCCUGUUGUUAGAAUCAAUGUUCAUCAUGCAAUAGUGGUU